Molecule: messenger RNA, 339 nt
Organism: Blumeria graminis f. sp. triticale
Lineage: Eukaryota; Fungi; Ascomycota; Leotiomycetes; Helotiales; Erysiphaceae
Source: the annotation of a GenBank genome assembly
AUGAAGUUUUUAAAUACUGCUUCGAUCGCGGCACUGGCUGGUCUUUCGCUCCUCGUGCCCGCUGUGUACGGAGUCAUUGUUUUAGAUUGUGGCGAAGGCGCCAAAUUUCCCGAGACGGAAAUUAAUGAAUACCUAAAACUAGCUGGACCGAGAGGAAUGAGGGCUGACGACCCUCCUUAUCUCCAUGGAAAUAUAAUUGGCGCAUAUCGUAUGACUGUGGAGAUACGCGGUAAUCCUAGAACGUUCUUAAUCCAACGUAUUGACGAAAUUCCAUACUACCGAUUUUUCGAAAUUACAUCUGGUCAUAAAGAAUGUCCUAUUGGAGCUCACGGUCGUUAG